AUGUCUGGACGAACGUCUGUGCUGAAGAACAUCAUGCUGUUAAUCAAGGAUGUACCCAAAUCAGUAAAAUUCUAUUCGGAGGGAUUGGGAAUGCAAGUAAAUCAUGUGUCUGAACAUUGGGCAGAAUUGCAAUCGGGACAAAUUAAAGUUUGUUUAAACAAAGUAGAAGGUGAAGCUGCAUGCACAACUGGAUAUUCUCCUUUUCUUUGUUUUGACGUUACACAAAUGGAUAAAACCAUUUAUAAAUUAAUUGAAAUGGGAGCCGUUCUUGAUGGUCCAAUUAAAUAUCCAGCUCAUGGAAAAGUUGCUUCACUCCGCUCUCCUGAUGGCCACAUGGUGGGUCUGUUUGAGCAUGCAGAACACUUAAAACAACAGGAAUAA
Molecule: messenger RNA, 381 nt
Organism: Naegleria lovaniensis
Lineage: Eukaryota; Heterolobosea; Eutetramitea; Acrasida; Naegleriidae
Exons: 2
Coding region: 1-381 (126 amino acids)
Source: RefSeq, a predicted model, not a curated record